Molecule: messenger RNA, 1933 nt
Organism: Puntigrus tetrazona (Sumatra barb)
Lineage: Eukaryota; Metazoa; Chordata; Actinopteri; Cypriniformes; Cyprinidae
Product: tubulin alpha-1D chain-like
Exons: 4
Coding region: 16-1485 (489 amino acids)
Biological process (GO): microtubule cytoskeleton organization; mitotic cell cycle
Cellular component (GO): cytoplasm; microtubule
Molecular function (GO): structural constituent of cytoskeleton; GTP binding
Source: RefSeq, a predicted model, not a curated record
CAAUAAACUAUUCCUAUGAGUGUAGGAGGUGCUAACCUCAUUUUUCUUUUUGUCUUCCUCCUUUUUCAGCCUGAAGAUAGUAUCGACAUCAGCGGCUUCUCCGAUUACAAAGAACACUGUUACCGCAUGAUGCUCCAGCGUGAGUGCAUUUCCGUUCAUGUUGGCCAAGCUGGAGCACAGAUUGGUAAUGCAUGCUGGGAGCUUUACUGUCUGGAGCACGGUAUUCAGCCGGAUGGACAGAUGCCCAGUGAUAAGACAAUAGGAGGAGGAGAUGAUUCCUUCAACACCUUCUUCAGCGAGACGGCUUCAGGAAAACAUGUUCCACGUGCCAUCUUUGUUGAUCUGGAACCCACUGUGAUUGAUGAAGUACGCACGGGCACCUACCGCCAACUCUUUCACCCAGAACAACUCAUCACUGGAAAAGAGGACGCUGCCAAUAACUAUGCCAGGGGACACUACACCAUUGGCAAGGAGAUCAUUGAUUCAGUCCUGGAUCGUAUCCGCAAACUGGCUGAUCAGUGCACUGGCCUCCAGGGUUUCCUGGUGUUCCACAGCUUUGGUGGAGGUACUGGCUCUGGCUUCACCUCCCUGCUGAUGGAGCGUCUCUCCGUCGACUAUGGCAAGAAGUCCAAACUGGAGUUUGCCAUCUAUCCUGCUCCUCAAGUGUCCACGGCGGUGGUGGAGCCCUACAACUCCAUCCUGACCACCCACACCACCCUGGAGCACUCUGACUGUGCCUUCAUGGUGGACAACGAAGCCAUCUACGACAUCUGCCGAAAAAACCUGGACAUCGAGCGUCCCACUUACACCAAUCUCAACAGGCUCAUUGGGCAGAUCGUGUCUUCCAUCACGGCCUCGCUGAGAUUCGACGGAGCUCUGAAUGUGGAUCUCACAGAGUUCCAGACCAACUUGGUGCCCUACCCACGUAUUCAUUUCCCUCUGGCUACAUACGCUCCUGUGAUCUCUUCUGAAAAGGCAUAUCACGAGCAGCUCUCUGUGGCUGACAUUACCAACGCCUGCUUUGAGCCGGCUAAUCAGAUGGUGAAGUGUGAUCCUCGCCAUGGUAAAUACAUGGCCUGCUGUCUGCUGUAUCGUGGAGAUGUGGUGCCCAAAGACGUCAACUCCGCCAUCGCUGCCAUUAAAACCAAACGCACCAUCCAGUUUGUAGAGUGGUGCCCGACUGGAUUCAAAGUAGGUAUCAACUAUCAGCCACCAACUGUGGUUCCUGGUGGAGAUCUGGCCAAAGUUCAGAGAGCCGUGUGCAUGCUGAGCAACACUACAGCCAUUGCUGAGGCCUGGGCUCGUCUAGACCACAAGUUUGACCUGAUGUACGCCAAGAGAGCCUUUGUGCACUGGUAUGUGGGUGAAGGAAUGGAGGAGGGAGAGUUCUCAGAGGCCAGAGAAGACAUGGCAGCUCUGGAGAAGGAUUAUGAAGAAGUCGGCACUGACAGCAUCGGAGAUGAUGAGGACGGAGUGGAAUUUUAAAUGCAGUUUGUUUGUAAUCUCAGGGUAAUCUGAUAUUAAUUUCAUCUUCUAAAAUGCAGCAUUUUAGUGUUUUGGGGGGCUAUACAUUCUAUAGUAUCACUUCAUAAAGAGUACAAGUUACCACAAUAGCUAACGCAAAAUAUUAACAGAGAAUACUUUUACAGCAUGUAUUAAUCUUUGGUCAUUUUAUAUAUUUAAAAAUGUUAACACGAAUUGAAUUGUUAACACGUAUAUGAUCAAUAAUAACAAUACUUUAAUUCACCAAGAUUAAUAAAUGAUGUAAAAAAUUGCAUUGCUAGUUCAUAUUACUUAAUGUUAAUGCAUUACCGAAAUGUACCUAAUUCUUUUUCUGCUUUAUGUCCUAUGCAAAAGUUCUAUCUAUUAAAAAAGUAAAUGUAGAACAAAAAGUGAAACAAUUAAAUGUCUGGUGACAAGCUCUUUCUAAAAA